AUAUAUUCGCGAAGGAAGCUUUGGUUUGGUCCACCAGAGUAGAGUAGAGCAGAGCAGAGCAUCGGAGCCCCUGAGGCUUGAGCAGAGGCAGAAACCAACCCCUCUCUUAUAAAUUCACUGUCUUUCACAGCACACAGGUACUGUUACUUAGUGCCCGCAAAAAUGGCGCCAUUUGCUUCUGCUUCUGCCUGAUACGAGGCUCCUAGGCUUCACUAUGGCGGACACAAACACAAACUCAGUUGAUGUGAUUUUGGACUUUCUUCGGAGGAACCGAUUCACCAGAGCUGAGGCAGCUUUGCGCAGUGAGAUCAAUAAUCGCCCUGACUUAAAUGGCUUCCUUCAGAAGCUUACCUUGGAUGAAAAGGCCUCACGAGACGCCUCUCAAAAUAAUAAGGGGAAGCCUGUGCUAGGGAUUCAAGGGGUGGAAUCUAACGACACUCUUGAUGUUUCUAAAGAACUGAUUGUGAAGGAAAUAGAGUGUGGUAAUGGUCCAAAUGCCGCUGAAAGCAAAUGGAAAACUACUGCUCCCCCUAUCGUGGAACGGAAUAAAUUGGAUGAAGUGGUCGGGACAAGUGACAAGAACUUCAUUUUCUCUAAGACUUCAGAGGAUGGUAUGCUUGAUUUAUAUUCAUGGAAGUUCAACCCCAGCAAUGGUCUUGUCGAUCCGUACCAAAACAAUUUUGGUAGUAGGGCUAAUAAUACUCUGAGUUCGAAGGCCACUAUACCUCAACAAUCAAAAUGUCAAACUAAUGAAGCUGUUGAUGUAGUUGCAGCCUAUACCAAUUCAAAGUCUGGGGAGGAAAAUGCUGUGUUUGCUGAAAAAAAAUCCUUGUGGCCUGGAAGUAGUAGUAAAGCUUCUGUGGAUCUUAAGUAUGGCCUUGCGCAAAACAAAGAGCCUAUGGAAAUUGAUCGGCAGCUUAAAUUCAGUAGUUCAUCUCUUAAAAGGAACUUUGCAGAUAACCCCUGGUCAAGGACAGAUGAGAAUGUGAAUUCGUCUUCAGACUCGUGCAAAGAUUGUUCUGUCAAGACUGUCUUCCCCUUCUCAAAAGAGGAUGUGUCUACAAGCUUUGAUGGUACCACUUAUUCUGACAAAAAAGAGGAGAAAAAAAGGGUUGAAGUUUGUGAUACUAGGACAUCAUUAAAAGAGCAGGUGGAUGAAUUGGGGAGGGCUAUUUACUUGGUCAAGACACAAGGCAGUUCUGAACAGAAGAUGAUUGGCAGCUUAACUUUUCCUCUUCCACCUGAAAAUCAGAAGGAAGAGUUUCCCAGGCUUCCUCCGGUUAAACUCAAGUCAGAUGAUAAGCCCUUGGUUGUUAAUUGGGAGGAGAAGUUUGAGCGAGAUGGACCAAAUUCAAAACUCCCCGGUGCUGACAGCACAUUGCUUAUUGGUUCAUAUCUGGAUGUACCUAUUGGACAAGAAAUUAACCCUUCAGGUAUUAGAAGGGCAACAGGGGGCAGUUGGUUAUCUGUAAGUCAAGGGAUAGCAGAGGAUACAUCUGAUCUUGUAUCAGGGUUUGCUACAGUUGGUGAUGGGUUGAGUGAAUCUAUUGACUAUCCAAAUGAAUAUUGGGACUCUGAUGAAUAUGAUGAUGAUGAUGAUGUUGGGUACAUGAGACAACCUAUUGAGGAUGAGGCUUGGUUUUUGGCUCAUGAAAUUGAUUACCCUAGUGACAAUGAAAAGGGGACUGGGCAUGGAAGUGUUCCAGAUCCUCAGGAAAGAGGUCCAGCCAAAGAUGAGGAUGAUGAUCAAUCUUUUGCCGAGGAGGAUUCUUAUUUCUCUGGUGAGCGAUAUCUUCAGGCAAAUAAUGUUGAACCAGUCACAGCUACUGAUGAUCCUAUUGGUCUAACAGUUUCUGAGUAUGGAAGGACUAAUGAUAAUGAUUUAAUGGCUCAAUAUGAUGGACAAUUGAUGGAUGAAGAAGAAUUGAACCUGAUGUGUGCAGAACCGGUCUGGCGCGGCUUUGUUCCUCAGACAAAUGAACUCAUCAUGCUAGGAGAUGGGAGGGUUUUGAAUGAUAAUGUGAGAUCACGGCUAGAGGACGUCAGUAUGGAUGAUGAUCAACAUGGUUCAGUUAGGUCAAUUGGGGUAGGGAUCAACAGUGAUGCUGCAGAUAUUGGUAGUGAAGUGCGUGAAAGUUUGGUUGGUGGCAGUAGUGAAGGAGAUUUAGAAUAUUUCUGUGAUCGUGAUGCUGGGCUUGGUAGUUCCAGGCACUCUCAUCAUGAUUUGGAUAAGAAAUCUACUAACAAAUCAAACAAAGAUAAGAACAAUGACAAGAGUGAGUCAAAUAAAUAUGUCAUAGGAUGUGAUAAUGAUGCACAGUUGCAGAAGAAAACCCAUGUUGAUGUAAACUUCUCAUUUCCCCUAUCUUUGAAGGAUGACCAGAUGAUUCAGGCUGCCACCAAUAAGUCCUUGUGGUCAAAUAAUGGCAAUGCAGAUGAAACUGAUGACUGUCUUAGUGCAUUUAUGGGAACUGAUGACAUGCUUGCUUCAUGGAGGCGAAAGAGCAGCGAUUCGUCACCUGUUAAAAGUUAUAGGGAUGACAAUAAUGCCAACAUAGUAAGAUCCACAAACUCUUCUCCGACAACACUCUCAAAUUAUGGAUAUUCUGAAAGAGAGCAUGUGAAGAUAGAAGAGGACGAAAAAGCUGGAAUUGCAAGGGAAGAUGAUCUAGGAGCAUCACUAGAGGACGAAGAGGUAGCUGCUGUGCAAGAGCAAGUAAGGCAGAUAAAGGCACAGGAAGAGGAAUUUGAAACCUUCAAUCUAAAGAUUGUGCACAGGAAAAACAGAACUGGCUUUGAGGAGGACAAGAAUUUCCAUGUUGUUUUAAAUUCUGUACUAGCUGGAAGGUAUCAUGUUACUGAGUAUCUGGGAUCUGCUGCAUUUAGCAAAGCUAUACAAGCUCAUGACCUACAUACAGGCAUGGAUGUUUGUGUUAAAAUUAUAAAGAACAACAAGGACUUUUUUGACCAAAGUCUUGAUGAGAUCAAGCUUCUCAAGUAUGUCAAUAAGCAUGAUCCUGCAGACAAGUUUCACAUUCUUCGAUUAUAUGAUUAUUUCUAUUAUCGAGAACAUUUGUUAAUAGUAUGCGAACUGCUGAAAGCAAACUUGUAUGAGUUUCAUAAAUUUAAUAGGGAAUCAGGUGGUGAAGUGUACUUUACAAUGCCAAGAUUGCAGUCAAUUACCAUUCAGUGUUUGGAAGCACUUCAGUUUUUACAUAGCCUUGGACUAAUACACUGUGACUUGAAACCAGAGAAUAUUUUGGUUAAAAGCUAUAGUAGAUGUGAGGUGAAGGUCAUUGAUCUUGGAAGUAGUUGUUUCGAAACAGAUCACCUGUGCUCUUAUGUUCAGUCAAGGUCUUAUCGUGCUCCUGAGGUUAUUUUGGGACUUCCAUAUGACAAGAAGAUUGAUAUCUGGUCACUUGGAUGUAUCUUGGCAGAACUUUGUACCGGAAAUGUCCUCUUCCAUAAUGAUUCACCUGCAACAUUACUUGCUCGGGUGAUUGGGAUCAUUGAUCCAAUUGAUCAAAGUAUGCUUGCAAAAGGACGGGACACGUAUAAGUACUUCACCAAAAAUCACAUGCUUUAUGAAAGGAAUCAGGAAACCAACAGGUUAGAAUACUUGAUUCCGAAAAAGACAUCCUUGAGGCAUAGAUUGCCAAUGGGAGAUCAAGGCUUCAUUGACUUUGUUGCUCACUUGCUUGAAGUCAACCCUAAGAAGAGGCCCUCUGCAUCUGAGGCCCUGAAGCAUCCAUGGCUAUCAUACCCUUAUGAACCCAUAUCAUCUUGAAAUAAUUGGAGAGUUCUUUAUGGUGAUAGUGUCACCUACCCUAAGUUGGGUCAGGUUCAUCGUUUCAGAGUGAAGGCCCCACUGACAUAUUCUCGCUGCUUUUCAUUAUCUAUUUUAAAGAUGAAAUGGAAAGAGUUGUGCCCUUCAGCAUAAAUGCAUACUACAUUGAAAGGUGUUUUGGUUUUGUGGGAAGUGUCUGUCCGUCCUUCCCCUAACCAAACUGUAUUCCAGUGACAAACCAUACGAUCAAACGAUGUAAUGUUAGGUUUCUGCUUUCUUUGUUCUGCUGGACAGGGAAAUCUUAGAAUCUUGUACAUGGUGUGAUAAUUCUUUUAGGCUAUCUAGUAAUAUUUGUUGUGAUAUACAUACUCGAUCCAAUUUUGCAUGGUGUGUGACACCAUAGUUGGGAGCACCAAUCAAGAUUAAAGCAAAGCUGCUGACAAUGUGAAUCAUUUAAGACGUGCUUACGUGGAACGUGAAACUCAAAUUGCCUAGGCCCACUUUCCGUUGGGAGCAAUCAAAUUGUAUCUUGACAUUAAGGAAUUGUGUUAGGUUUUACUAACAGUAUUGGGAUUUGGGGAUUUUUUUUGGGGAUUUGACAUUAUUAAGCAAUGACAUAAUUCUUUUUUUUGCAGAAAAA
Messenger RNA from Cajanus cajan (pigeon pea), 4427 nucleotides. RefSeq lists its product as uncharacterized. Gene Ontology annotation, molecular function: protein serine/threonine kinase activity; ATP binding. The record is from RefSeq and is a predicted model, not a curated record. Gene Ontology annotation, biological process: peptidyl-threonine phosphorylation; peptidyl-serine phosphorylation. Lineage: Eukaryota; Viridiplantae; Streptophyta; Magnoliopsida; Fabales; Fabaceae.